Molecule: messenger RNA, 2592 nt
Organism: Closterium sp. NIES-65
Lineage: Eukaryota; Viridiplantae; Streptophyta; Zygnematophyceae; Desmidiales; Closteriaceae
Source: the annotation of a GenBank genome assembly
AUGACUAACGCCGGCGCGAUGACGAUUUCGCGUGCUUCUCUCGCCGCCGCUCUCCUGGCGUGCUUCGCCGUGCUUCUCGCCCCUCCCGGGGCGCUCGUCUCCGCGCAAAACGCUUUCCUCGUAGCGAAGGCCAAGACGCUUCGCGCCGCUGCAAAUCAGACUGCGGCGGACCUUAAUGCGGCCCAAGCGGACGCCGCCAAACAGGCGGCUGAAGUCGCCGCCGCCAACCGAACUCUGUCCGAUCUGCAGGGCCCGGACCCCGCUCUCAACGACCGCAUUGCAAUGAUCGCCGAAAUGAAUAACAGCGUCGCCGAUGCGCAGUACGACCUUGAAAUUGCAAACAAGAUUCUCGUUCUCCGGAUCGCGGAUCUCGCGGCGUUUCAGGCCGAUCCGUCGACGCACCCGCAAAUCCCGGCGGCGCAGAAGGCGGUCAACGACGCGACGCGGCGCGCGCGCAUGACGUCAAUGCUGCUAGAGGAAUGGCGGCUCGUCGUGCAAGAGGCCGCGGACGCGGAAAAAGACGCGGAGAGGGCGGUAAACAAAAAUCCGACUUCGUUGGUGGCGCAGGCUACGCUCGUGGAAGCGCAAUUUUACCGCCAAUCUGUAAAGGAUGUGCUCCCGGAUAUCGUGGCGCAAGACGCGCGCGCGCAGGCACGGAUGGAUCGCGUUCAGAAGGAAUUGCUGACUCUGCUUUCGCAGGGUCCGCAGGAAGUGAGCAUUUUCCAAAUGGCAGUGGACGAUGCGAGAGGCGCGGUCAGCGCCACGCGCUUGGUGUACGAUAGCGCGGUUGCGGCAGUCGCUGACGCGCAGUUGGCGCUCACCGACUAUCUCGCGGGCAAGGAAAAGGCGAUUACUGACACGAAGGCGCGUUUGGCGAAGGCGAAGCAGAACCAGGCUGUCGCUGACAAGAAGGUGCUUCAGCUCACGGAUAAGCUCAAGGCUGCGCUGGUCUACGUCAGAUCGCGGAUGACAGGUGGACGCUCGGUGGUAAUGACCGCCACGGAUCCGAGCCACGUGGCGCGCGGAGAGCGCACCACCAAGGACAAUCCAGAUCAGCCGUUCGCAGAGAAGGAGGGUUUGAUUGAAGGGAAGGCCGUUUUAGCGAAGCCAUCCCAGCUGCCACCAGAGCCUCCUAACAAGCUUACAGAGCUCUUUGAUAAGAUUUUUGAGAAGGCAAUCAGUGGGACAGACGUGUAUGACCAGCAGCUCCGGAACAUUUUGUUCCGCGAGGGGGUGCUGCUGGGGGGAGGGAUGUUGGAGAGCCAUGGGGAGGUGGAGAGGGGGGUGGUGGAGGGCGCAUAUUGGGAGAUGGUGAAGCAAGAUAUCGGUACUGCUGCUGCUUCGUUAGAAGAGCUGUUCCGUGAAUCUAAUGGUGAGUUUGAGAGUGCUUAUAGCAAGUAUAGUAAGGUGAAAAGCCAUGGGGAGGUGGAGAGGGGGAUGGUGGAGGCCGCGUAUUGGGAGAUGGUGAAACAAGAUAUCGGCACAGCUGCUGCUUCGUUAGAAGAGCUGUUUCGUCAAUCUAAUGGUGGCGAUGGGUUCGUCUCCCUUGAAGUCUCGCCGAAGCUAGCCUAUGAUACGGCAGGUUCGGUGUCGCUGGCUCAGGAGCUCCACGCCGACCUGGCUCGGCCGAACCUGAUGGUCAAGAUCCCUGCCACCGAGCCUGGCGUGGCUGCGAUUCGAGAGAUGAUUUCUCGCAUGAAGAAUAUCAAUGCCACUCCUGGUGUGGCUGCCAUUCGAGAGAUGAUUUCCCGCAUUAAGAACAUCAAUGCCACUGUAAGCACCCGCUCUCUCUAUGCGCGCCCCUCUGCUUUCUUGCCUGCUAUAACCCUGCUUGCCCCGCUCCCCUUGCCACUGAGCCUGCUCAUUUUCUCGCUGACGCGCUACAGUGAGGUCAUGGAGGCUGACCUCAUCUUCUCCCUGACGCGCUACAGUGAGGUCAUGGAGGCUUACGUGGCAGGCCUGGAGGACGCCGUGGCAGCUGCCAACGCGGCAUCUGAGCUGUCAGCAGCCGCGUCUGACUCAGCAGCAGGUGCCCUGCCACGUGUCAACCUCUCCUCAGUCUCCUCCGUGGCUUCGUUCUUCGUGUCUCGGGUGGACAGCGCUGUUGACAAGCGUCUCAAGGCAAUCGGGACGGAGGAGGCUCGCACUCUUCUGGGCAAGGCAGCAGUUGCACAAGCCGUGGUGGCAUAUGACAUGUUCAAGACCAAGUUCAGCGGUCCCAGAUGGAAGGCUUUAGAGCAGCUGGGAGCGCGGGUGCAGCGACCAUUGUGGGCGUCAACAGGAGUGAAAGAUCCGUCGUAUCCGGACACGAAGUACAUCGACGCUCUGAUUGGUCCACACUCGGCCAACACCAUGCCUGACGCCACCCUGCUCGCCUUUGCGGACCAUGGGGAGGUGAAGCGCACUGUAGAUGCUGACGUGGAUGCUGCCUAUGGUGUGCUGGAUCGUCUCAAGGCUGUUGGAGUGGACAUGGAGGAAGUUGCCAAGGAGCUGGAGGCUGAUGGCGUUGACAAGUUUGCAAAAUCGUUUGAUGACCUGCUUGCUGCGCUUCAGCGCAAGGCCACCAUGAUACGUGGUGCAAGUAUCAACUAG